Coregonus sp. 'balchen' is the source of this 18048-nucleotide messenger RNA. The record is from the annotation of a GenBank genome assembly. NCBI's taxonomy places the organism in Eukaryota, Metazoa, Chordata, Actinopteri, Salmoniformes, Salmonidae.
AUGAUACCAGCCUUCUCUCCAACUCUCUCCACAGCACAAGAGGAGUCAGUGGCCACCUACAAAGGCAACGAGUUUUUCAGCUAUGAUCUGUCUCAGACACCCAUCCAGAGCAGCCUGGAUGAGAUUACUUUGUCCUUCCGCACACUGCAGAGGAACGGCCUCCUGCUCCACACCGGGAAGUCAGCUGACUAUGUUAACCUAUCCCUGAGGAGUGGCGCUGUGUGGCUGGUCAUCAACCUCGGCUCCGGGGCCUUCGAGGCCAUGGUGGAGCCUGCCAACGGCAAGUUCAACGACAAUGCCUGGCACGAAGUCCGCGUCACACGCAACCUGCGCCAGGUACUGUAGCCCUCCUUUCUCUCCUCCUUCAUAUGCUCAGCAGUAGUUCUAUCAUUCAUUAUUACAGGAAGAGUUUCCUUUUCUACUUUAAGAGGGAGUAAUAGUGUCAUUAUUUAGCUUCCAGUAGUUGUGAAUGCUUCCUCAUCAUGGGCAUCCAAGGGAAACCAAUUAUACUGUCAGCUUGUGAUUGAAUUAUGCUAAUUUAGGACUGAAAAACAAAGAUGAAUAGAAAACAAACAAUAUUCUCAAUUUGCUUUAAAAUAUCACUGUUUUAGGCUUUUCUAAUUUAACCCUCAAUGUAUCAGUCCCAAGCCGAACUCCAGUGACUCAUACCCCAAUCAAUGCCACAAGUUUGGCUCUCUCAAAAUAAUGUCUCCAUAGGUGAAAAAUGUUGAUGCCGUGUGAUGUUUCGCCUUCUUAGUGAGACUAGUCAUGUUGAGGUGUAGAUUGUUGUGGCUGAAAUAACUUGGAACUUGUGGAUUGAUUUCUGGGUCAGUCUCAUUGAGUCUCAAUUCCACUGUGUCAACAACAGUGUAGUAAUCAAUAAGAGUUUUUCAUGUACAUUGGAUUUGUCAUGUUUUUACAUAUUAAAGGUGCCUUUAUAAUUCCAUGUUUCCAACUUUAAAUGUUACUUUACAUGUCAAUGUGUACAGUGCUGUGGGUGAGUUUAUCCUGUGGAAGGAUACCACUAUUUUUUACUGAGCUGCGAAUAGAGUCUGAUGAAUGGUCCAUAUAGCUAGAUCUAUCCUCUAGGGUUGCACUUCAACAAAACCUUUGAUCUUUGAAAGCAUACAGCCAUGUAUUUCACAUUUGAAUCGCUGUACUAGCUUUACACCUUGUUAGGAUUAGUCAGUGACACACUCUCCUGCUAACCCUGGUCCUGCCUGCUUUCCCCCACAUUAAGCCUGUCCAACUCCACUCUGUCUGCCCAUUUUAUGGUUAAUUGCUUUGCUAACUCUGUCUUGUAUACUAACUAACUUAACUCUUUAAAGGCUCCAGGCUUUCAUUUUCAUCCCUUCAGUUGUUCUAUUCUUCAUUAUUUCACCUCUCAAAUUACAUUUCCACGCAAUUUUGAUUCGUAUUACUGGUAUCAUAUUGAAUGAAGACGAAAUCUAUGUAGUGAAUAUUAUUUUAUAAGGAAUGUAUACACAUCCAGCAUGGACAUGCUAUGGUAAACAUAUGAUAGUCACUUUUUGAAUUUUGUUUGGUUUGCCUGUUAUUUUUUCCCAGUAUCUCUUGAUUUUUGAAUCAACAAAAGAAAUGACAAAAUUGGCUACAAUUUCAAGGUGGCAUUCAACAUGCUAAUUUUCUUUUUAUAUUCCACAAAGAUCAUCAGGGUUAUUUGCCACCUACAACUCACUUCCGACUGACAAUAAGUUGCCUAUCACUGUAUCAGAACAUAAGAAAUUCUAUAAGAGAAUUCUGUUUAGAGUAGACCUGUGCUCCCAAUGGAUCUGGUUAGUCCCCAUUGUGGGAAACAGGUAGGGAACAAGAAAGAUGCAGAGCCAUAAUACUAACAAGCAUAAACCUUUAGUGGCUAUCAAAUAAGUGUCAGGCACUGUGUAACAGUAUGAGUGAGUGAGUGAGUGAGUGAGUGAGUGAGUGAGAGAGAGAGAGAGAGAGAGAGAGAGAGAGAGUGAGUGAGUGAGUGAGUGAGUGAGUGAGUGAGUGAGUGAGUGAGUGAGUGAGUGAGUGAGUGAGUGAGUGAGUGAGUGAGUGAGUGAGAGAGAGAGAGAGAGAGAGAGAUCAGUUAGAUUAGACAAAAAAAAUCGUAUUCUCUUUUUAACUUCAAAGCUGGACUUCCCCGCCUUCUAAUCCUAAAGUUUUCAAACUUGUUAGUAUGCAUAGAGGUAAAUCGAUUCUGUUUCUUCUUCUUUUAUUCAUUCUGUUGCAUGCCUCCACUAACAUCAACUGUACUGUAUAUAUACAUUAACAGAAAUCUACAGACUGUAUGUACAGUGGGGGAAAAAGUAUUUAGUCAGCCACCAAUUGUGCAAGUUCUCUCACUUAAAAAGAUGAGAGAGGCCUGUAAUUUUCAUCAUAGGUACACGUCAACUAUGACAGACAAAAUAAGGAAAGAAAAUCCAGAAAAUCACAUUGUAGGACUUUUAAUGAAUUUAUUUGCAAAUUAUGGUGGAAAAUUAGUAUUUGGUCAAUAACAAAAGUUUCUCAAUACUUUGUUAUAUACCCUUUGUUGGCAAUGACACAGGUCAAACGUUUUCUGUAAGUCUUCACAAGGUUUUCACACACUGUUGCUGGUAUUUUGGCCCAUUGUUUAUAUUUGAGCCAGGGUGUAUUUGUUUUGUUGGGUUUUGGUUUGGUUAUGUUGGGUUUUGGGUGUAUUUCUAUGUUUGCAUUUCUGUGGGGUUUAUUUCUAGGUUUGGUCAAUGACUCCCAAUCGGAGGUAACGAGUGUCAGCUGUCGGCUCGUUAUCUCUGAUUGGGAGCCAUAUUUAUUCUGCAUGUUUUCCUGUGGGAAUUGUGGGUUUUUGUUCCGUUUCGGUUAGUUAACCGUGGACUUCAUGAGUCGUCUUUUGUUUUGUAUUUUGUGCGUCAUCUAUUAAAGUCAUGUUCGCCACAAACGCUGCGCUUUGGUCCGCUUCCUUUCAAGACGGCCGUGACAGAAAAACCCACCAUCAAAGGACCAAGCAGCGUAUCCAGGAGCAAAGGGUCUGGACAUGGGAGGAGAUAUUGGACGGAAAAGGGUCAUGGACUUGGGAGGAAAUCCUGGAUGGGAUGGAUCGCCGUCCAUGGAGCGAGACAGUGGAGAGGCGACGGAGAGAGGAGCAACGGCGUCGGCAGGGCCAUCGUCGGAAGGAUGAGAGGCAACCCCAAAAAAAAUUUUGGGGGGGGCACAUGGCUUGGGCGGCUGGGCAGCAGGAGGCUGCCACAGGGAGAUGUGGAGAGAAGGCUUUCGGAUUACGGGAGCCAUUGGCGAGUAGAGGGAGGGAAGUUGUUGUGGCACGGCGUGAGAGACUGAGGUAUGUUACCAGUCCGGUCCGGCCCGUUCCUGAUCCCCAGUUAAGGCCAGUGGUGUGUGUUCCCGGUACGGGACCGGCCUGUUCCUACUCCACGCACCAGGCCCACGAUGUGCGUCGCCAGCCCAGCUCGGCCUGUUCCUACUCCACGCACCAGGUCCACGAUGUGCGUCGCCAGCCCAGCCCGGCCGGUUCCUGCUCUACGCACUACGCCUGUGGUGUGCGUCACCAGCCCAGCCCGGCCGGUUCCUGCUCCACGCACGAAGCCUACGGGGUGCGUCGCCAGUCCAGCCCGGCCGGUUCCUGCUCCACGCACGAAGCCUACGGGGUGCGUCGCCAGUCCAGCCCGGCCGGUUCCUGCUCCACGCACGAAGCCUACGGGGUGCGUCGCCAGCCCCAGCCCGGCCGGUUCCUGCUCCACGCACCAGGCUCAUGGUGUGCGUCGCCAGCCCAGCCCGGCCUGUUCCUGCUCCCCGCACUAGUCCUGAGAUGCGUGUCCUCAGCCCGGGACCACCAGUUCCGGCACCACGCACUAGGCCUUAUGUGCGUCCCCAGGGUCCAGCAUGCCCUGUUCCUGCUCUCCGCACUAGGCCUUAUGUGCGUCCCCAGGGUCCAGCAUGCCCUGUUCCUUCUCUCCGCACUAGGCCUUAUGUGCGUCCCCAGGGUCCAGCUUGCCCUGUUGCUUCUCCCCGCACUAGCCCUGAGAUGCGUGUCCUCAGCCCGGUACCUCCAGUUCCGGCACCACGCUCCAGGCCUACGAUGCGCCUCAGACGGCCAGAGUCUGCCGUCUGCCCAACGGGGCCUGAACUGCCCGUCUGCCCAAAGGCGCUUGAACUGGCCGUCUGUACUGAGCCUGCAAGGCCGCCCGUCUGCCAUGAGCCUUCAGAGCCGUCCGCCAGACCGGAGCCGCUAGAGCCGUCCGCCAGACAGGAUCAGCCAGAGCCUUCCGCCAGACAGGAUCAGCCAGAGCCUUCCGCCAGACUGGAUCAGCCAGAGCCUUCCGCCAGCCAUGAGCAGCCAGAUCCGUCGGCCAGCCAUGAGCAGCCAGAUCCGUCGGCCAGCCAUGAGCAGCCAGAUCCGUCAGCCAGCCAUGAGCAGCCAGAUCCGUCAGCCAGCCAUGAGCAGCCAGAUCCUUCAGCCAGCCAUGAGCAGCCAGAUCCGUCGGCCAGCCAUGAGCAGCCAGAUCCGUCAGCCAGCCAUGAGCAGCCAGAUCCGUCAGCCAGCCAUGAGCAGCCAGAUCCGUCGGCCAGCCAUGAGCAGCCAGAUCCGUCGGCCAGCCAUGAGCCGUCCAGCCAGGAUCCGCCAGAGCCGUCCAGCCAGGAUCCGCCAGAGCCAGCCAGCCAGGAUCCGCCAUUGAGUCCGGUGCUGUCCCUUAGCCCGGUGCUGCCCCUUAUCCUGGUGCUGCCCCUUAGUCCGGUGCUGCCCCUUAGUCCGGUGCUGCCCCUUAGUCCGGUGCUGCCCCUUAGUCCGGUGCCGCCCCUUAAUCCAGUUGGGUUUAGUUGGGGGGUGGUCAUGUGGAGGAGGCUACGGAAGCGGAUAGUGACUAAGGUGGGGUGGGGACCACGACCAGGGCCAGAGCCGCCACCGUGGACAGACGCCCACCCAGACCCUCCCAUAGACUGUAUGCUGGUGCGCCCGGAGUUCGCACCUUUAGGGGGGGGUACUGUGACACUCUGGCUCCGGGACGUUUAUAUUUGAGCCAGGGUGUAUUUGUUUUGUUGGGUUUUGGUUUGGUUAUGUUGGGUUUUGGGUGUAUUUCUAUGUUUGCAUUUCUGUGGGGUUUAUUUCUAGGUUUGGUCAAUGACUCCCAAUCGGAGGUAACGAGUGUCAGCUGUCGGCUCCAGAUCUCUCUAGAGCAGUGAUGUUUUGGGGGCUGUCGCUGGGCAACACGGACUUUCAACUCCCUCCAAAGAUUUUCUAUGGGGGUUGAGAUCUGGAGACUGGCUAGGCCACUCCAGGACCUUGAAAUGCUUCUUACGAAGCCACUCCUUCGUUGCCCGGGCGGUGUGUUUGGGAUCAUUGUCAUGCUGAAAGACCCAGCGACGUUUCAUCUUCAAUGCCCUUGCUGAUGGAAGGAGGUUUUCACUCAAAAUCUCACGAUACAUGGCCCCAUUCAUUCUUCCUUUACACGGAUCAGUCGUCCUGGUCCCUUUGCAGAAAAAACAGCCCCAAAGCAUGAUGUUUCCACCCCCAUGCUUCACAGUAGGUAUGGUGUUCUUUGGAUGCAACUCAGCAUUCUUUGUCCUCCAAACACGACGAGUUGAGUUUUUACCAAAAAGUUCUAUUUUGGUUUCAUCUGACCAUAUGACAUUCUCCCAAUCCUCUUCUGGAUCAUCCAAAUGCACUCUAGCAAACUUCAGACGGGCCUGGACAUGUACUGGCUUAAGCAGGGGGACACGUCUCGUACUGCAGGAUUUGAGUCCCUGGCGGCGUAGUGUGUUACUGAUGGUAGGCUUUGUUACUUUGGUCCCAGCUCUCUGCAGGUCAUUCACUAGGUCCCCCAGUGUGGUUCUGGGAUUUUUGCUCACCGUUCUUGUGAUCAUUUUGAACCCACGGGGUGAGAUCUUGCGUGUAGCCCCAGAUCGAGGGAGAUUAUCAGUGGUCUUGUAUGUCUUCCAUUUCCUAAUAAUUGCUCCCACAGUUGAUUUCUUCAAACCAAGCUGCUUAUCUAUUGCAGAUUCAGUCUUCCCAGCCUGGUGCAGGUCUACAAUUUUGUUUCUGGUGUCCUUUGACAGCUCUUUGGUCUUGGCCAUAGUGGAGUUUGGAGUGUGACUGUUUGAGGUUGUGGACAGGUGUCUUUUAUACUGAUAACAAGUUCAAACAGGUGCCAUUAAUACAGGUAACAAGUGGAGGACAGAGGAGCCUCUUAAAGAAGAAGUAGAGCCAGAAAUCUUGCUUGUUUGUAGGUGACCAAAUACUUAUUUUCCACCAUAAUUUGCAAAUAAAUUCAUAAAAAAUCCUACAAUGUGAUUUUCUGGAUUUUUUUUUCUCAUUUUGUCUGUCAUAGUUGACGUGUACCUAUGAUGAAAAUUACAGGCCUCUCUCAUCUUUUUAAGUGGGAGAACUUGCACAAUUGGUGGCUGACUAAAUACUUUUUUCCCCCACUGUAAGUGUGAUUUCUCUUUCCAUUUUACUUAAUGUGAAUAAUUCAUAAUUACAUGAUUAAUAUGCAUCACCUGUGUCCACACUCACAAAGCAACCUUUAUUUAAACCAAAAUGAUGAGGUUUGCCAAGUUUUUUCUAUUCAUACUAAGAUGAUACAUUUCCAAUUACUAAUAGUCACUCUUCUCUAUCUACUAUUGUACUAACAACCAUUUUUGUGUCUGAAUCUUCCGUCCUUACUAACAGACCCCCUUAACAUCUCACCCCAACCUGCAUACAAACAUUCUCGCUCUUCAUUAUCCCGAGCCUACCCUCACCCAUACUCCACUGCAUUUGAUCCUGCAUACAUUGCUCUUCUUCUCGGAUAGCUUCUGGUUACCACACUGACAUGCCGAUAGAGAGAAAUGCACCUCCUGUGGGAACGCUAGUGGAAACAGUUUUUUUUAACAAGCCCUGGUGGUCAGCUUUCACAGGCUAGAUUCCUCUUAUCUUUCUCUCUCUCGCUGUCUCUCUCUCUCUUGAUCUUCCCCUAUCACUUUCUCUCUCACACCCUCAAUCACACACUCUCUUUGACACACACACAAUCUCACCUACUCCCUUGUUCAACCUUGCCUACAAUCGAAGCUACAGACUCAUAGCAGCUCUAAACAGCAACAGCAGACAUAAAUGUGUUGCCCCAUGAGGGAAGUGCAUUUAAAACCAGGAAUUACCAAUAACUACAUGAAUGAUCAGACCAGGGCAAUUCCUCAGAGUGCAAGUGGCAGGGCCUUGCUCUUCUCAGAGAGGACCCCUGGGAAAUGUAGUAUUUGUCAGUCAGCAGUAAUGUUCUGCAGCAUUCACAGAAUAUCAUUAUAGUAUAAACCACGUACUUUACAGUAUUACCAUUUCAGUCAAAGCUGAGCCACAUACUUUACAGUAUAUCUCAUAUAUAUGUAAUAAACUCCUCUUAAACCAUUUAAAUGGAUUAUAACACCUUCUGAAACCAUUGUUCUCCCAACAAUGAAUAAUAGAUUUGGUAAAUUUUUCUUCAGCUAAUUGGUCCGUUCAUUUAUUCUUCCUGUCUCUCUGUAUUGAUUUGAGAUUGAUUAGACUCAGCCUCAACUGUCUGAUUACCGACGAUGGACUACUGUAUCUGUCAUCGAAUGGGUGCCAUCUCAAAUCCAAAAUAUUGGUGAAAUGAUCAUAUCAUAAUUUGCUCAUCGACCCUGCUAAUAUUUUGAGAAUAGAGAAAAGGAGGAAGCUUCUGAGAUUGGCGGAGUCCUCCAUCUGCACUCAUCAAUUCACCCUGUAGAUCUUACAUCUAAGGAUUCGACUAAAUUCAAAGGCCAGCAUUUAACGCAAAAAAAAAAGCAGUGGAUGUUUGCUGUUUAAUUCAUAUUCUUUCCGCAUUUCCCACUUGUCUCUUUGUUUCUGUUCUCUCUCUUCCGCCUUUCUCCAUCCCUCUAUUUCUCUCUGGUCACCCAGGUGACCAUCUCUGUGGAUGGGAUCCUGACCACCACUGGCUACACCCAGGAGGACUACACCAUGCUAGGCUCAGAUGACUUGUUCUACAUUGGCGGGAGUCCCAACACAGCUGACCUCCCUGGCUCCCCGGUCAGCAAUAACUUCAUGGGCUGUCUCAAAGAUGUAAGUACUGUGUUGUUCAGCAGCCCUCAUCAGGGAACUCUGAUCUUGGAAUACACAAAUACACAGUGCUUUUGUUGAGCUGUUUUCAGAUUCACAAACACCAUUCACUUUGUAAAAUGUCAGCUCUUUUAGGUAUGUGCCUGUAACGUAGACACUGGGAGUCAAGAAGCAGGUGGUAAGUUUAAUAUAACAAAGAACAUGGAAGGAUACAACAUAGGAGUAGCGUCUUGACAUGAAACACAGAAACAAUACUGGCUGGGGAAAGAACAUAAGGGAAUGCCAGCUAAAGGGGAGGUAAUGGAGUCCAGGUGUGCCUCAUGAUGAAGCACAGGUGUGCGUAAUGAUGGUUACCAGGACCGGUGGUUAGUAAACCGGCGACGUCGAACGCCGGAGGGGAUGAUGUUGGGAUCCAGAAUGUCCUCCACCGGAACCCAACACUGCUCCUCAGGGCCGUACCCCUCCCAGUCCACCAGGUACUGGAGCCGACGCCCACGACCUCACGAGUCCAGUAGGGAUCUCACGGCAUAGACGGGACCUCCCUCAACGUCCGGGGGGGCGGAGGGGUGUCGUGUGGGACAGCAUCAGCCAGGAGACCAGGAACCACCGGCCUGAGAAGGGAGACAUGAAAAGAAGGUGAGAUACGGUAGUCACUGGGAAGCUGUAACCUAUACGUCACCUCAUUGACCCUCCCGAUAACCUUUAACGGCCCCACAAACCGGGGGCUUAGCUUCUUGCAGGGCAGGCGGAGUGGGAGGUUCCUGGUAGAGAGCCAAACACGAUCACCAGGAUGGAACACGGGAGUCUCACAGCGGUGGCGGUCUGCCUGCUCCUUCUGACGGUGGACGGCGUGCUGGAGUCUCACGUGAGCCUCGCUCCACACUUCUUCUGCGAGCCUGAACCACUCAUCCACCGCAGGAGCGUCGGUUUGGCCCGGGGUCCACGGAGCCAGGGCCGGCUGAAAACCCAGAACACACUGGAAGGAAGUCAGCCCGGUGGAGGAGUGACGUAACGAAUUCUGGGCGUACUCCGCCCAUGGAAGGAAUUGGGCCCACUCUCCCUGCCGGUCCUGGCAGUGACUCCUCAGGAACCUCCCCAGCUCCUGGUUCAUCCUCUCCACCUGCCCAUUAGACUGAGGCCUAUACCCAGAAGUGAGGCUGACCGUGACCCCAAGCUUCUCCAUAAAGGCUCUCCAUACCCGUGAUGUGAAUUGGGGGCCACGGUCGGAGACUAUGUCCUCCGGAGGGCAAUAGUGCCGGAAGACCUGCUGGAACAGUGCCUCAGCGACCUGGAGAGCAGUAGGGAGACCAGAGAGAGUGAUGAAACAACAGGAUUUGGAGAAUCUAUCCACAACCACCAAAAUGGUGGUGAAACCGUCAGAGGAGGGGAGAUCAGUGACAAAGUCAAUGGAUAGAUGGGACCAGGGACACUGAGGCACAGGAAGGAGUUUCCCUGCUGGAGCGUGCCGGGGAGAUUUGGUUUGAGCACAUACGGAACAGGAGUUGACGUAGCAAAUAACGUCCUGCACCAAGGUAGGCCACCAAUACUUCUCGGAGAUAGAUUGAGUGGUACGAGAAAUACCUGGAUGUCCAGCGAUGACAGCUGUGUGCGCCCAGGUCAGCAGCCGAUCCCUUAUCCUCGUGGGAACGUAGAUGCACUCAGGAGGACAGGUAAUGGGUGCGGGCUCCCUCUCCAGAGCCUGACGAAUGUCCACAUCUACGUCCCAGACCACAGGGGCUACGACUCGAGAGGAAGGGAUUAUGGGUGCACUCUGGACAGGACCCUCUCCCGAAUUGUAGAGAUGGGACAGGGCAUCGGCUUUGGUGUUCUUUGAACCUGUGCAGCUUGAAGUCAAAUCUCGUAAAGAAAAGGGCCCACCUUGCAUCGCGGAUUCAGCCUCCUCGUUGUCCGUAUGUACUCCAGGUUCAGAUGGUCGGUGAGGAUGACGAAUGGGUCCUUGGUGCCCUCCAGCCAGUGUCUUCACUCCUCUAAUGCCUACUUCACCGCCAGGAGCUCUCGAAUGCCGACGUCAUAAUUCCUCUCUGCAGGGGACAGUUUCUUAGAGUAAUACGCACACGGAUACAAUUUUUGUGGAUUACCUUGUUGUUGAGACAGAACUGCCCCCACGCCCACCUCUGAAGCAUCCACCUCCACCACAAAAGGUAUCGUGGGAUCUAGGUGUUUGAGCAAUGGGGCGGAGGUGAAACGUCCCUUCAGUAGGCAGAAGGCCUCGUCAGCUGCUGGACUCCACACCAACCUACGGGGACCACCCUUGAGGAGAGAGGUGAGAGGAGGGGCAAUGGAGCUAAAGUUCCUGAUGAAACGGCGGUAGAAGUUGGCAAACCCCAAAAACCGUUGUAACCCCUUUAUGGUGGUUGGGACUGGCCACGACCUGACCUCAUCUACCUUCUUGACGUCCAUCAUCACUCCUUGCGGGCUGAUCUGGUAGCCUAGAUAGGAGACAGCUUCCUGAUGAAACUGGCACUUCUCAGCCUUGACAAACAGUUGGUUAGCCAGGAGGCGUUCCAGGACUACUUGGACGUGAGCGAUGUGAUCCUCCAAGGUAGGCGAGUAGACCAGGAUGUUGUCGAUAUACACGAUCGCCUGGCGUCCGAGCAUGUCCCGGAACACCUCGUUGACGAAUGCCUGGAACAGUGACGGAGCAUUGGCUAAGCCAAAUGGCAUCACCAAGUACUCGUAGUGACCAGACAUCGUGCUAAAAGCUGUCUUCCAUUCAUCCCCCUCUCAGAUGAGAUUGUAUGCACUCCGCAGGUCCAAUUUGGUAAAGAACCGGGCCCCUCGGAGCUGUUCGAUGGCUGCCGGCACCAACGGCAGAGGGUAACGGUACUUGGUGGUGAUCUCAUUGAGUGCUCUGUAAUCAAUACACGGACAUAAACCUCCAUCCUUCUUUGCCAUGAAGAAGAAUCCUGCAGAUGCAGGAGAAGUGGACGUGCGGAUGAAACGUUGUUGGAGCGCAUCCUGGAUGUACUCCUCCAUGGCCUUGGUCUCAGCCACCGACAGAGGGUAGAUGUGUCUGUGAGGGGGCGCAGAGCCUGCAAGCAGGUCGAUGGCACAGUCCCAGAGGCGAUGAGGAGGGAGACAGGUGGCGCGGGUUUUGGAAAAUACCUCCCGCAGGUCCUGGUAUACCUCCGGGAUGUUGGGCUGAAGGGCAAGGCAACCACAGGACUCUCAACCGAUGUGGAUGGUGGGGUUGAAGCCAAGGGAUGCUGAGGAUGAUAUUGUGAGAUGGUGAUGAAGAAAAUAAUGUUCUCCUGAUGAAUGAACUCCAUGGUGAAGGUGAGUGGUUUGGUGAUGUGUCCCGGAACCUAAUGGCUGAUUAUCGAGGGCUUGAACCGGGAAAGGAGAAGGUAAUAUGAGGUGAUGUUAAGAGAGGAGGCAAGGGUCUGGUCAAUAAAGUUCCCCGCGGCACCGGAAUCCACUAACGGUGUAAAAACAGUACGAGGGACAGUCAACUAGUGUGAUUGACACCAAAAAGGGUUUGGCAGAAAGUGUUGAAGAGGGGAUACUCACACCUGCCCCAGGAGGUGGAAGAUCAUGUGACCGUCCCUCUGCUCUCGUGGAUCCCGAGUUGGAACGUACCAGACAUUGCUGGAGCUGGUGCCCUCCUUGACCACAAUAGAGACAGAGCCCCAGCUGUCUCAGUCUGCGUCGCUUUGCCGCGGGGAGGCGUGUGACCCCUACCUCCAUGGAUCAGGCUCUGAUCCAAUGUGUUCACUGAGGGAGGAAGAGAAAGGAUGAGAGUGCCGAUGCUCCCAAAGUAGGUUAUCCAGAUGGAUGGCCAUCGCGAUGAGUGCGUCCAAGGAGAGGUUGUCGUCUCGACAGGCCAGUUUCGUCUGGACCUCAUCUGAAUAGCGCACGAAGCGCCGGCUCAUUCCAUCCGCUGGAUGCUGCUACUGUUUGGAAGGUGAGCGCAGCAGUCUGGUCAUCCUGCCGUAGUUGGAGUAGGCGCUCACCCCCCUCUCUGCCCUCCACUGGAUGAUUGAAGAUACCUCUGAACAGAGCCUUGAAUCCCUCAUACGAAUCCAGCUCCUCCUCUCCUCUCUCCCAGACGGCCGUGGCCCAUUCCAACGCCCGCCCAGUCAAUAGAGAAAUAACCGUGGCAACCUUGGACCUCUCGUGGUGGGGGCUCCCUUCCGGUGUGCAAAGUAGAGGGAGCACUGUAGUAGGAAGCCACAGCAUUUAGAUGGGGUGCCGUCAUAUUUGUCCGGGAGGGACAAAUGGGCAUCGCUGACCUGGGCGGGUUGCUGAAUGGGCUGGUGUGCUCGCUCGCUGGGUCGACUGGUGGUAGAGUAUCCUCCACUAGUUGAAGGCAACGCCUCUCGGGUAUGUUCGAGAAGUUGAACACUGCAAAGAACCUCUUCCAUAGCCGUCCCCAGUUGCGCCAGCUGGUCGUGGUGUUGACUAAGUAGGUAUCCCUGCUCGUCGACCGUCUGGGAGAUAUUCUGAUUACCUGCUGCUUCCAUUUUGCGAGGCAGUAUUCUGUAACGUAGACGCUGGGAGUCAAGAAGCAGGUGCAGGUGGUAAGUUUAAUAUAACAAAGAACAUGGAACAAUACAACAUAGGAGUAGCGUCUUGACAAGAAACACAGAAACAAUACUGCCUGGGGAAAGAACCUAAGGGAGUGCCAGAUAAAGGUAAUGAGUGAGGUAAUGGAGUCCAGGUGUGCCUCAUGAUGAAGCGCAGGUGUGCGUAAUGAUUGAUGCCAGGUGUGCGUAAUGAUGGUUACCAGGUGUGCGUAAUGAUGGUUACCAGGACCGGUGGUUAGUAAACCGGCGACGUCGAACGCCGGAGGGGAGGAGCGGGAGUAGCCGUGACAGUGCCACUUGGAAUUUAGAUGUUAAACCUCCCAGUGCAUCACACAGGAAGAACAUAGCACGUUUAUAUUUCUACAUUUAGUUAGUUGCUAAUUAAUGACAGAUUGUGACUUUGAACACAUGCAGUGCCCUUAGUGUUCAGCUGUGUCCUAAAGAGUCCUAAUGUAGAUAGCUGUGUUUCAUAUGCAUAUCCCCUGGUAAUUGGUCAUGUAUGAAUGUAGCUAUGGCCUUGAAUUAUAUAAUAGCAUGACUACCUGGAUAUGAACUCCAGACUUGCUAUUCUGUUGAAUAAUACAGGUUCUAUUUUCCGGGAUUAAUUACACUUCUGCACUGACACCCCACCCCCACCCUCCCUAGUGACUGCCAUGACCUUCCUCGCUAUCUCUCUCUCUGUCUGUCUGUCUCCCCCCUCCCUUCCUAUCGCUCACUCUCUCUGUCCCCCCUCUCUCGUUCUUUCUCUCUCUGUCUCUCCCUCCAUCCCUCCCUCCCUCCCUCCCUCCUACUCUCUCUCAGUCAGAGAACAUCUGUAAUUAAUACUAUGUUAGUGAGGUCUUAGCUUUACCAUCCUGACAGCCAAUUUAGACAUUGAUUUCCUCCAUGGAUUCCCAGGCAGCACGUCCCUCCCUAUGUCUCUGUCUAGUUGACCCUCCCAUGUAUUAAUCAUGUCUGCCUCUUCAUUGAUUGUGCCAUGCUUCUCACUGCAUCAGCCUCCCAAAGUCUUUGUCCUGUUUUUUACAGGAAUCCUAAUAACUAGACCAAAGAUUUUUAUAAAUAAACCAAGAUAGACCAAAGCCUGUCGUUUCAAAUGGGAACAAAUGAGUCAUAGUGGGCAGAACAAGUAAGGCGGUGGGCAGAGCCAAGCACGAGCUAGCGAGAUCCUAUUGGCGCGUUCUAGCCUACAUUUGCAUAUUUCCGUUAAGGAACGCCUACUCUGUGAAGUGUGCAUGUGCAAUAACUCAAUUCACCUUUGCACUCCUUCUAAACAACGCACUUUUUUUGUCUACAAAACUUAGCCCACUCUGUUCGUAACAGAUUCUAGUUUUGGGAACAGAAAACUGUGUUGUGAUCAAAUGUUUCAUAGAUUAGAAAAUUUGCAGCAUGUCGGUCAAAAUCCAUCUCGUUCCAUCUUCUCAACUGCCGGCCACUGGGCUUCCUCUCACUACCAUAUAUGGUAGUGAGUGGAAACGCCAAGCGGAUGCUUCACAUUUAUACAUCUGGUGAAAUAUCUGUUUCAUUGUUCUAUCUGUGACUAUACUGUAUACUGCUACAGAUUUCUGAUGCCUGUUACAGUAGAACGUGGCGAUAGAUAUUGGACUUUGUCAGUGCUGGGAGGGGUCUUUGGGAAUUACUGAUACAUACCUACAGUGCUAUGAAAAUGUAUUUGCUCCUUUUCUUAUUUUCUCUAUUUUUGCAUAUGUUUUAGACUGAAUGUUGUCAGAUCUUCAACCAAAGGGAACCUGCGGAACAAAUAACACAAAAUGUGGAUACUUAUUUCAUUUAUUUAAUAAAAAGUGUUUGGCUUUCGCUAGACAUAACGGGACCCAUGUCGUCCAAAAAGUUGACUCAAGUUUGCCAAAAAGCACCUGGAAGCACCUGGAUGAUCUGGGUGAUGGUUUGGGGAAGCGUUGCUGCUUCAGGACCUGGAAGACUUGCCAUCAUUGAAGGAACCAUGAAUUCUGCUCUGUAUCAGAGAAUUCUAAAUGAGAAUGUCAGGCCAUCCGUCUGUGAGCUGAAGCUGAAGCACAGCUGGGUCAUGCAGCAAGACAAUGAUCCAAAACACAAGCAAGUCUACAUCAGAUUGUCUAAAAAGCAAAACAUUAAACGUUUUGAAAUGGCCUGGUCAAAGUCCAGACAUAAACCUGAUUGUCCAGACAUAAUCCUGAUUGAGAUGUUGUGGCAGGACCUGAAACGAGCAGUUCAUGCUCGAAAACCCUAAAAUGUCGCUGAGUUAAAGCAGUUCUGCACGGAAGACUGGGCCAAAAUUCCUCCACAGAGAGACUGAUCAACAACUACAGGAAGUGUUUGGUUGCAGUCAUUGCAGCUAAAGGUGAGACAAGCAGUUAUUGAGUGUAAAGGGGCAAUAACUUUUUCACACAGGGGCAUUGGGUGUUGCAUAACUUUGUUUAAAAAUGUAAUUAAAUAAUGAACAGCAUGUUGUGUUAUUUGUUCACUCAGGUUCCCUUUAUCUGACAUGAGGUUUUGGUUGAAGAUCUAAGAAUAUAUUCAGUGUAGAAAAUAUGCAAAAAUAGAGAAAAUCCGAAAGGCAAAUACUUUUUCACAGAACUGUAUUUAAUCACAGGCUCAGCAAUGUAUGAUUGAUGCUACCAAAGGAGAUAGAAAUGUUGAGUGUCAUCAAAAUUCUAACGUAGGGUGAGAACAAUUUUGUACUUUUGCAUCUAUGGCUGAAAUAGACUCAACAAUUGCAUUUUUCAUACUUAGGUUUUAUAUUCUUCUCAUUAGAUUUUAUUUAGGUCUGGCAAUUACUGGUAAUGGUGCCUUGUGAAACCAAGCCGCUGCCUAGUGUAUUUUUAAACAGAGGGACACUAAAAUUCUCAACCUGGAGCAGGGCGCCAGUCAGCUUUUUGACUGCAAGUGUGGUGUGAAAAUGAAAAACAUGUUCAGCUGUGCCUCCCUGCUGCCUCCAUCUGUACAUGAGAACAGUGCACAUGUGACAGACAGACCGUCAGACAGACAGACAGGGAGAUUCUCAUUAUGGUCUAGUUCUGUCAUUUAUGAGAGCUUGUGCAUUUUAUACACUUCAAUGAAUGACAAAUUGUUGCAUGGAUUCUAAGGUUUGGUAUGGAGUACAAUCACAGAAAAGAGUGCGGGUUAAGGUAAAUAGCAGGACAGAAAGUGGUCUUUCAGCACACCGCAGCCACCCACUCAGUGACAGUCCUGUCCCCUGUCCUACAGGUGGUCUACAAGAACAAUGAGUUCAGGCUGGAGCUGUCUCGUCUGGCUGCAGAGCGGGACCCUCAGGUCAGUGUUCACGGCGACCUGACCUUCCACUGUGAGGACGUGGCGGCCCUGGAGCCGGUCACCUUCGACACGCCCGCCGCCUACCUCACCCUGCCCAGGUGGAAAACCAAGAAGACUGGCUCCAUCUCUUUUGACUUCCGCACCACGGAGCCCAGCGGCCUGCUGCUGUUCAGCCACGGUGACAGGCGUCUGCAGGGCCUAGACAGACAGCCGGAGGGGCAGUCCAGGGCUGACUACUUUGCUAUGGAGCUCCUGGACGGCUUCCUCUAUCUGGUGAUGGACAUGGGCUCUGGCAGCAUCAAGAUGAAAGCCAGCAACAAGAGGGUCAACGAUGGGGAGUGGUGCCAUGUGGACUUCCAGAGGGAUGGGCGUAAGGGUGAGAGAAAGCACACAUGAUGAAUCUGGUCCUAAUGAGGUAGCAGGAAUAGCAAGGGUUAAAUCCUACUGGCUUGUGAAAUUAAAUGUACUAUACCCAUACAGACACACUCAUAUUUUGGCUUCUUCUUCAUGUUUCUUUGCUGCAUUCAGAGAUGCUGCGUGCAUAUCCCAUUUUAAUUAGUCUUAUUUUUAGCAGCUAUAAUCUAUGUAUGACAUUUAGUAAAUUGCCUUAACCUAUUUCGCAAGUGGCCAAUUAUACUGUCAUCCACCUCAUGUGGGGAAAUGUCUGCCCUCAUUAGCCGUGCUCCGUGAUUUGAGCCAGUGUUGCUUACAGCUUACUAUUAACAGAGAAAUACGGUACGACAAAGACCUGAGACAUUCCUGUUCAUUAGUCAUUUCAUAGUUUUACACCUGGUGUACCUUGUGGAUUAUAUUCUAUAUUAUACAGUGAGAUUAUACAGUGAGACAGCCUUGAUACUAGUUGACUCACUCUGACUGUCUUGCCUUCAGGCCUGAUCUCAGUGAACAGCCGCAGCAUACCAUUCUCUGCUAACGAAGGCAGUGAGAUCUUAGACCUGGAGGGUGACAUGUACCUCGGGGGUCUGCCUGAGGCACGUGAGGGCCUCAUCCUCCCCCCAGAAGUCUGGACGGCCCCCCUCAACCUGGGCUACGUGGGCUGCAUGCGGGACCUGUUCAUGGAUGGGCGGAGCCGGGACCUGAGGAGACUGUCAGAGAUUCAGAGUGCCUCUGGAGUCAGCAGCUUCUGCACCAGGGAAACACACAUCAGGUGUGGCAGAGACAUCUGUUCCAACGGUGGGCAGUGCCGCGAGGGCUGGAACCGGCAUGUGUGUGACUGCACCAGCACGGGCUACCUGGGCCCCAACUGUGAGAGUGGUGAGAGAGAGGAUCAGCGGAAUGUAGAAAUUAUCUCUGCUUGAAAUGAUACCGCAAAGCUUUUAAAACAAGUUUUAUGAUAUUUCAUACAGACAAUGGAGAUGAAAUCCCUUUUAUAUGAGUCAUUCAAGUGGUAAAUUGCCACUCUAUUAGUGAAUUGGCGGUAUGUGAGGAAUAAAUAGGUGCUGUGUAUCAGUGAUUCAUCAGUAUUGCGGUGGUGUUCCAUAAAUCUGAAUAACCCGGCAUCUACCACAGAUAUCAUUCUCACAGAGAGAAUAGGAGCCCCAUUGUGAAGCCAUAUAGGCUGAUAACGUUAGGAGGGAAAUAAAUGGAAUCCUCAUCCUAUUUGUGGCCUGAAUAUAAAUCUAUGAGAGGAGGAUGAUUACAGAGGCUUCACAUAAGAGCACUGUGGUAUGUUACAGGCUUUUCCUGCCAUCUAGUGUGGCUGCAGGAAACUGCAAUCUCUUCAACAGGCAUACAAAGAAACUGUUAGAUAUUGUUCAGCAAAGAUUGUAACUGAAAUAUGAGUUGAAGUAAAACUCUCUGAUCUUCAUUUGAUAUUUUAUUCUGAAUCAUGCGCUUAUUCAGUAUUGGGUGCAAAGGAAUAUAUUUCCUACUGUAUGGGAACAUUUGUGACAAAGACAUUUGCUAACGCUGUCUCCCUGUCCUUGGUGCCCACACACAGAGGCCACGGUGCUGAGCUACGAUGGCAGCAUGUAUCUGAAGGUGACGCUGCCGUUGAGCAUGCACACGGAGGCCGAGGACGUGGCGCUGCGCUUUAUGUCCCAGAGGGCCUUUGGGCUGCUUGUGGCCACUACCUCCCAAGACUCCGCUGACACCCUGCGUCUGGAGCUGGACGCGGGCCGGGUCAAACUCACCGUCAACCUGGGUAAUGCUAACAAUGCUAACGGUAUAGGCGUAUGA